UCUCCUAGCAGUGGCGGUGUGUUUUUUAAGACUUUUCCUUGUUUUUAAAUAUGCAUUUAAACACUUGAAGCCCAGUUUUCAGUGCGUGUUUACACUGCGUGUGAUCGUUAUUACCGUAUUUCGUUUCUGUACACUUGUUGAUCAUUUCUUCAUUUUAUGUGCACUCGGUAAAAGCUAGAACCUUUUUCCACCCGCACACGACGACCGCCAGUAGAGUGAUGUUUUCUUCAUUUAACAGCUGUUAUCAUCACCGUUUCCAAUUGGCUAGAUCCGUUAUAGGUGUGGUCUGGAUGAGCGAUGCUCCGUCCAUUGUUAAACCGAGCAGUUUUAUUUUGAACACUGAGCUGUAAAGAAGCUUGAGCCGUGUGUGAUCCGUAUGUAUGCUGCGGUUAUAAACGUCAUUUACAAAAUGUUGGGGUAAAAAAAAAGUGCACUUGUUCGAGGAAUUUUUCUCUUCUUCUUUUGUGUGUGUUUUGUGUUAAAUUUCCACCUGUGGCAGGAUUGAAGACAUCACCAGCUCACUGUAAGGAAUUAAACGAAAGCUGUGGUCGAUCAAUCUCUGCAACUUGGUUUGAAGUCCGAUUGAAGUUUGGGAGAAAGUGGAGCAUUAAUUAAGCAAAACGAGGAUCGACACGCGAGUCCUUUCCCCCCCAAGCCAUGAUCACUGGUACCGUGCGCUCCUCGCGGUGUGCGUAAGCUGCUGUGGAGAAUCUUCACAUUAUGAGACGCCAUGGCAUGGUGUGACCGAGGGGUUCAGACUUUGCUGGCUAUUGUGGGGGCCUUCGCCGCCUUUAGCCUCAUGACCAUCGCCAUCGGCACCGACUACUGGCUUUAUUCCCGAGCCUAUAUUUGCAAUGCAACUAAUGCCACAACCGACGAAACCCAGAUGCAAACCAAGAAAGUCAAAGGGGACCUGACGCACUCCGGGCUGUGGAGGAUUUGCUGCAUCGAAGGUAUCAACAAAGGAAGCUGUUUUCGGAUCAAUCAUUUUCCAGAGGAUAACGACUACGAUACAGACAGCUCAGAGUACAUCUUACGUAUAGUUCGUGCAUCAAGCCUGUUUCCAAUUCUCAGCACCAUCCUUCUGAUGUUGGGUGGCCUGUGUGUUGGAAUUGGACGCAUCUACAGCAGCAAGAACAACAUCCUGCUCAGUGCAGGCAUCCUGUUUGUAGCUGCAGGCCUGAGCAACAUCAUUGGCAUCAUCGUCUACAUCUCCAGCAAUGCCGGCGACCCGAGCGACAAGAAAGAUGAGGACAAGAAGAACCAGUACAGCUAUGGUUGGUCUUUCUACUUCGGUGCCCUCUCCUUCAUUGUAGCAGAGUCAGUGGGCGUUCUUGCAGUCAACAUUUAUAUUGAGAAAAACAAAGAGACGCGCUUCCGAUCCAAACGUGACUUCAUCAAAACCACCUCAUCCUCUUCGCCGUACUCUCGCAUACCAAGUUACCGCUACAGGCGGAGGCGAUCGCGUUCCAGUUCCAGGUCAAGUGACCCAUCUCGUGAGCCCUCCCCAGUGGGAAUGAAGAUUGGCGGAGGAAUUGGAGGGGGACCAGGGCUGGGGCUGAAUUUGCCAGUAGGCGGUAUAUCCCUUUAUUCCCUGAGCAGGGACCCUUUGAAGGGUGGAAGUGGUACUGCAGGGCCCUACAGCCCAGAGCGGGAUUCCAGGUUUUUACAAGUUCACAACUGCUUCCAGAAAGAUGUGAAGGAUGGAGGAAACAGGAGAACCACUCCAGUAUGAGGUCAGGAGUGUAUCCAACAUUAAACUUGAUGGUACACAUUAGAUGUUUACAGUUGAUGAGAAAGGGUAUUUUCUCCCCAGGACUGUUUUUGGCAGCGGCAGCAAUGAAAGGUCCAAGUUUAGAGUUGCUUUUCUCACAUCCCUCUGUGACAGAAAAACACCAGUAUUUCAUUUGGUGAGAGAGAAAAAUGACUUUUAAUGAUUGUGGUUGCCACAAUUUUGUAGCAAUAUUUGAAGAGUUUGGUUUUUGAAAAAUAUAAUGCUUAAAAUCUGGAAGGAAUAUUCUGCUCUUACAGAAAGAAAUGUGCCCGUCCUAGUAUUCUGUAAA
Oreochromis niloticus (Nile tilapia) is the source of this 2063-nucleotide messenger RNA. Its product is annotated as voltage-dependent calcium channel gamma-4 subunit. The transcript has 4 exons. The record is from RefSeq and is a predicted model, not a curated record. Gene Ontology annotation, biological process: neurotransmitter receptor internalization; transmission of nerve impulse; calcium ion transmembrane transport. Lineage: Eukaryota; Metazoa; Chordata; Actinopteri; Cichliformes; Cichlidae. Gene Ontology annotation, molecular function: channel regulator activity; voltage-gated calcium channel activity. Gene Ontology annotation, cellular component: AMPA glutamate receptor complex; postsynaptic density membrane; voltage-gated calcium channel complex. The coding region runs from base 731 to 1735 and encodes 334 amino acids.